AUGCAAACACAGAUUGAGCCAAAAACUGGACCACUAAAUGGUGGAAUUCUUUUGACCAUAACGGGAUCUAAUUUGGGAAUAAAAGCAGAAGAUGUAAAAAAUAUAAUGGUGGCAGACAAGGAAUGUCUUUUCAAAGAGGAAUUCUACUCUGUUUCCACAAGGAUUGUAUGUCAAGUUGGACCAAUGAAUGAACCAAAACAAGGUCAAAUUGAAGUUAACAUCAACGGAAAAUUAGGUAAAUCACCAAGCGAAGUGCUGUUUACAUACCAGGAACCUCAUCCUUCUGGAAUGAGACCUGAAAGCGGUCCACAAGCAGGUGGAACCACACUUACCAUCACUGGUAUAAACCUGGCCACCGGUUCCAAGAAGGAUGUUCAAGUUUCAGUUGGUAGCCAGCCUUGCAAUGUCACUGAAUUUGGAGAUGAGAUCGUUUGCAUUACCGGACGUAAUAGCAAGGUUGAAGCUGUGGAAGUCACGAUGGACUAUGGGGGCACGACAAUUCGUGUACCAGGGCAGUUUUCAUACAGUGAGAAUCCUACUGUCACCAAGUUCCUGCCAGUAAAUAGCUUCAGCAGUGGAGGGAGAAAUAUUACAGUAACUGGAACCGGUUUUGAGCUCAUCCAGAGUUUCUCAUUGGUGGUACAUGCAGAGCGUCCAGAAGCAGGAAAAAUGAAUCUCAAAAGGUUUGAUGGAAAGCUUGUUACAAGACUCAAUGAAACCACAGUGGUUUUUUCUUCCCCACCAAUACUGGAAGACCCAGAAAACUAUAACAUUACCACUAUUAUUCUAAUGGAUCAUUAUCAAUUGGUUGUAAAAAAUGAGAGCCACUCCUUUGCCUAUGUUGCAGACCCAACCUUUGAGAACUUCACAGAUGGCAUCAAAAAACAAGUCAACAAACUUAUUAAUGCAAAGGGCAGUAACCUGAACAAAGCCAUGACGAUAGACGAGGCCCAGGCUUUUGUGGGUGACGAGCCUUGCAACAUAAAAACACUAACUGAAACGGACUUAUAUUGUGAGCCACCAGAAGUACAGCCUCAACCAAAGAAAAGGCAGAAGAGAGAUACCAUCAAUAACCUUCCUGAAUUCAUUGUGAAAUUUGGACUCCGGGAGUGGAUCCUCGGAAGGGUUGAAUAUGAUACACGUGUGAGUGACAUCCCACUGAAUCUUAUUUUGCCACUGGUACUGAUUCCUAUGAUAGCAAUCAUCGUCACCUCUAUCAUCUGUUACAGACGCAAGAGCCAACAAGCAGAACGAGAAUAUGAAAAAAUUAAAUCACAACUUGAAGGCCUGGAGGAGAGUGUCAGAGACCGGUGCAAGAAGGAAUUCACAGAUCUAAUGAUAGAGAUGGAGGAUCAGACAAAUGAUAUAAAUGAAGCUGGAAUUCCAGUACUGGACUACAAAACCUACACAGACAGAGUCUUCUUCUUGCCCUCCAAAGAUGGAGAGAAAGAUGUGAUGAUUACGGGGAAGCUGGAUAUUCCUGAGGCCAGGCGGCAGACUGUGGAGCAGGCUUUGAACCAGUUCUCCAACCUCCUCAACAGCAAAUCAUUUCUCAUUAAUUUUAUUCACACGCUGGAAAACCAAAGGGAGUUCUCUGCUCGAGCUAAAGUGUACUUUGCAUCUUUACUGACAGUUGCUUUACAUGGAAAACUAGAAUACUAUACUGACAUCAUGAGGACGCUGUUCUUAGAACUGAUGGAGCAGUAUGUUGUGGCUAAAAACCCAAAGCUCAUGCUAAGAAGAUCUGAAACAGUUGUUGAAAGAAUGUUGUCUAACUGGAUGUCUAUUUGUUUAUAUCAGUACCUCAAGGACAAUGCCGGGGAGCCUCUUUAUAAAUUGUUCAAGGCUAUCAAACACCAGGUAGAAAAAGGCCCAGUGGAUGCUGUGCUAAAGAAAGCCAAGUAUACAUUGAAUGACACAGGUUUACUGGGAGAUGAUGUAGAGUAUACACAGCUGACAGUAAAUGUGUAUGUACAAGAUGGAGGAACCGAUUCCAUACCUGUGAAAGUGCUGAACUGUGAUACUAUAUCACAAGUAAAGGAAAAGAUAAUAGACCAAGUCUAUCGAAAUCUGCCAUGUUCUCAGUGGCCAAAAGCUGAGAGUGUAGUUCUUGAGUGGCGCCCAGGUUCUACUGCACAGAUCCUCUCAGACUUGGAUUUAACAUCCCAAAGAGAUGGCAGAUGGAAACGUAUCAACACACUAAUGCAUUAUAAUGUCCGAGAUGGUGCCACACUCAUCUUAUCGAAAAUGGGAAUUUCCCAACAGCCAGAGGAUAAUCAGCAAGAUGUCCCAGGGGAGAGGCACGCACUCCUGGAAGAUGAAAAUAAGGUCUGGCAUCUAGUCCGGCCAGUAGAUGAAAUAGAUGAAGGUAAAUCAAAGCGGGGCAGUGUGAAAGAAAAAGAGAGGACCAAAGCUAUUACAGAAAUCUACCUGACCAGACUUCUUUCUGUGAAGGGGACACUUCAGCAGUUUGUAGAUAACUUCUUUCAUAGUGUGCUCAACUCAAACCACGUGGUGCCACCAGCUGUGAAAUACUUCUUUGACUUUCUUGAUGAGCAAGCAGAAAAACAUGACAUCAAGGAUGAAGAUACCAUUCACAUCUGGAAAACAAACAGCCUGCCUCUUAGAUUCUGGGUAAACAUACUGAAAAAUCCCCAUUUCAUCUUUGAUGUUCAUGUUCACGAAGUAGUGGAUGCUUCCUUGUCAGUCAUUGCACAGACUUUCAUGGAUGCUUGCACAAGAACAGAGCACAAAUUAAGCAGAGAUUCCCCAAGUAAUAAAUUACUUUAUGCAAAAGAAAUCUCUAACUAUAAGAAAAUGGUGGAAGAUUACUACAAAGGUAUUCGUCAGAUGGUGCCAGUUAGUGACCAAGACAUGAAUACCCACCUAGCAGAGAUUUCUAGGGCACAUACCGAUUCCUUAAAUACGCUUGUGGCUCUACACCAACUCUACCAGUAUACUAACAAAUACUAUGAUGAGAUUAUAAAUGCACUUGAAGAGGAUCCAGCUGCACAAAAAAUGCAGCUUGCCUUCCGUUUACAGCAAAUAGCAGCUGCGUUAGAGAAUAAAGUGACUGACCUUUGACUCGAAAGCCGCAAUAAAGAAAUCUGAUCUGAAGAUGUUCAAAUUCAUUCUUCCUGUUAAGGAAAUAGUGUUCUAUUUUUUAAUGUAUAAUUACAACUUUAAAUGAAAGAUUUCAUGUUUUUUUGAUAGCAGAGGUGUAAUGUAAAGAAUUUUUACUGUAAAUUAUGCUUCUAAUUAAAAGCUGUGUUGU
Leptosomus discolor (cuckoo roller) is the source of this 3274-nucleotide messenger RNA. NCBI's taxonomy places the organism in Eukaryota, Metazoa, Chordata, Aves, Leptosomiformes, Leptosomidae. The record is from RefSeq and is a predicted model, not a curated record.